AUGGGGGCGAUUGCUGCAUGGAGGGAAGAAGAAUUGGGACUAAUUGGUGUAACGGGGGAAACGGGGGCGCGGGUUAGGGCAGCUAUUGCUGACAGGUUAGAUGAGUGGGUUGGGAGGCCGUACUCUAUAGGUACGACCUUCCACACCACUCAGCUGAUGACUGGCUAUGGCUGCUUUCCUGCGUACCUACGCGGUAUCAGGAGGACGGACUCCCCGCGGUGCUAUCACUGCGGCGCGGGUAGAGACGACGCGGAACACACCCUGAUUGAAUGCCCGGCGUGGACGAAUGCUAGGGAUUCCUUGGUCAGGGAGUUAGGGGGGGGUGCAGCCCACCCUCCCCGGGAUAUUCAGGCAGUCCCUGGAUACCUCGGGGGCGUGGGCUGCAUUCCAGUCCUUUUCAGGACUUGUAAUGAAGGCCAAAGAAGAUGCUGA
Messenger RNA from Polistes canadensis, 432 nucleotides. RefSeq lists its product as uncharacterized. The record is from RefSeq and is a predicted model, not a curated record. The transcript has a single exon. The coding region runs from base 1 to 432 and encodes 143 amino acids. NCBI's taxonomy places the organism in Eukaryota, Metazoa, Arthropoda, Insecta, Hymenoptera, Vespidae.